CGGACAGGAACUGAUUGGUUGAUACUUUAUCUCCGUCUACUUUAUAUCUCUUUCCAGUGCUUUAGUAUACACCACUUCCCCACUUGAUCUCUCUCCAAAGUUGUUUAGAUCAUAUGCCCCAAAGUUCAAGGGUUAGUUACGUUAUAUAUCCAAUGACUUUAAAUAUUCGUUCCCGAGAGUGGCCACUAUGAAUUAGACCAGAGUUACAGUGCAUAGUGGCCAUUUACACAGUACUGUUUAUACGGCCAUCUGAAUAGAAGGUGAAAUAACCCUACAUUUUAUGGAGUCAGUGCUGCCGGCACCAUCCCACCCAGACAAAGUCAAAGCUCUAACAUGGCGCCGGCAGUCCUCCUCCUACCGCCAUCUUUAUAGUGAGUGCUGACCACCGAGUAUUCACAGCUAUCUAGAGCGUGCUGCACACAGAGACGCUCUACUUUCAUUCUAUUCUUUGUUGUACUUGGAGGGACUGGCGCCCGCUGAAGGUCGAUUGGAUCGCGCCAACCAACAUGGCGGAUGGGGAAGGAGAUGCAGGAAAAGAGGAGUCUUUCAAGUUGUUGUGGAUUCUUGAUGUAAAAAAGACUCCAUGUGCACGUGAAUCUGUUCUUUAUGGGUCUGUUGGGUCUUUAGUGAUUGGUAUCAGCCAUUUUUUAGCAACAAGCAGAGUCAGACGUUCUUGCGACUUGGCUUUUGGAGGAUUCAUUCUUAGUACACUGGGCAGUUGGAUAUACUGUAGAUACAACCAUGCAAAGAUGAGGAUUCAACAACGAAUAUUACAAGAUGGUAUUAAAAAGCAGAUCCUCUAUGAAGGAACAGAUAUUAAACCUGUUACACAAGACGGCUACAAAAGUGAUCAGUCAUAAUCCAGCAAUCACAUUCAUGGACUGCAAGCAACUUGCACAGAGAUCAUUUUUAAAUCUGACUUUUUGACCUGGCUAUACUAAAAUAGUUUCUAGUGAAGAGGAAAAGGAACAUGGGACUUUCUGCUGUGCAUUUCAUCCCUUUCAGAUGAAUACACAAGCAAGUGGCUUUAUAAAGGAGAACGAUAUCCAAGAGUAUAAUUAUAAUAUAUAGUCUAAAUGACUUCUAUAAAAUCUUACUUUAUUUUUACUACAUUAAGAGUCAAGAAUUGAAUUGUUUCUAGUUAAUAAAAUGGAAAACAUCAGCAGCUUAAGUUA
Messenger RNA from Pseudophryne corroboree (corroboree frog), 1175 nucleotides. RefSeq names its product cytochrome c oxidase assembly protein COX20, mitochondrial. The transcript is spliced from 4 exons. The coding region runs from base 507 to 860 and encodes 117 amino acids. Gene Ontology annotation, cellular component: mitochondrial inner membrane; mitochondrion. The record is from RefSeq and is a predicted model, not a curated record. NCBI's taxonomy places the organism in Eukaryota, Metazoa, Chordata, Amphibia, Anura, Myobatrachidae. Gene Ontology annotation, biological process: mitochondrial respiratory chain complex IV assembly.